AUGGAAGUCUUGGACAAGCCAAGUAUCGAUAGACCCUUCUCAGAAAUAUUCACUACAGAGAACCAAAGACUACCUUCAUGGAUGGACCCAUUCAUUGACUAUCUCUCGAAAGGUGUUGAGCCAACUCACAAGGCUGUCGCCACCAGGCUCCGCAAGAGGGCGACACUAUACACAAUCCGCAAAGGCAAAUUGUACAGGAAAUGCAGGUCAUUCCCUUUCCUAAAAUGCAUCUCUCUUGAGGAAGGACUGCGAGUACUUCUAUCGCUACACAGCGGAAUCUGUGGUAACCAUGCAGGAGCCAGAAACUUGGCAUUCAAAGCACUUCGUACAGGAUAUUACUGGCCCACAAUCGAAGAAGAUGCAAAGCGCAUCACCAACGCUUUCCUCAAAUGCCACAAAUUCGCCAACUCUCCUAUCGCACCGUCGGUGCCACUCUCAUUCGUCAUCGCCCCUUGGGCAUACUGCCAGUGA
Molecule: messenger RNA, 471 nt
Organism: Rosa rugosa (rugosa rose)
Lineage: Eukaryota; Viridiplantae; Streptophyta; Magnoliopsida; Rosales; Rosaceae
Exons: 1
Coding region: 1-471 (156 amino acids)
Source: RefSeq, a predicted model, not a curated record